AUGAGCAACACAGUCCCUAUUCCACCCAUGCUCCACCAAGGUUUUCCAGCAACACAGUCCCUACUCCACCCAUGCUCCACCAAGGUUUUCCAGCAACACAGUCCCUACUCCACCCAUGCUCCACCAAGGUUUUCCAGCAACACAGUCCCUACUCCACCCAUGCUCCACCAAGGUUUUCCAGCAACACAGUCCCUACUCCACCCAUGCUCCACCAAGGUUUUCCAGCAACACAGUCCCUACUCCACCCAUGCUCCACCAAGGUUUUCCAGCAACACAGUCCCUACUCCACCCAUGCUCCACCAAGGUUUUACAGCAACACAGUCCCUAUUCCACCCAUGCUCCACCAAGGUUUUACAGCAACACAGUCCCUACACCACCCAUGAGCAACACAGUCCCUACUCCACCCAUGCUCCACCAAGGUUUUCCAGCAACACAGUCCCUAUUCCACCCAUGCUCCACCAAGGUUUUCCAGCAACACAGUCCCUACUCCACCCAUGCCCCACCAAGGUUUUACAGCAACACAGUCCCUACUCCACCCAUGAGCAACACAGUCCCUACUCCACCCAUGCUCCACCAAGGUUUUCCAGCAACACAGUCCCUAUUCCACCCAUGCUCCACCAAGGUUUUCCAGCAACACAGUCCCUACUCCACCCAUGCUCCACCAAGGUUUUCCAGCAACACAGUCCCUAUUCCACCCAUGCUCCACCAAGUUUUUCCAGCAACACAGUCCCGACUCCACCCAUGCUCCACCAAGGUUUUCCAGCAACACAGUCCCUACUCCACCCAUGCUCCACCAAGGUUUUACAGCACACAGUCCCUACUCCACCCAUGAGCAACACAGUCCCUACUCCACCCAUGAGCAACACAGUCCAUACUCCACCCAUGCUCCACCAAGGUUUUCCAGCAACACAGUCCCUACUCCACCCAUGCUCCACCAAGGUUUCCCAGCAACACAGUCCCUACUCCACCCAUGCUCCACCAAGGUUUUACAGCAACACAGUCCCUACUCCACCCAUGCUCCACCAAGGUUUUACAGCAACACACUCCCAUCUCCACCCAUGCUCUACCAAGGUUUUACAGCAACACAGUCCCUACUCCACCCAUGAGCAACACAGUCCCUACUCCACCCAUGAGCAACACAGUCCCUACUCCACCCAUGAGCAACACAGUCCCAACUCCACCCAUGAGCAACACAGUCCCUACUCCACCCAUGCUCCACCAAGGUUUUACAGCAACACAGUCCCUACUCCACCCAUGAGCAACACAGUCCCUACUCCACCCAUGAGCAACACAGUCCCUACUCCACCCAUGAGCAACACAGUCCCUACUCAACCCAUGCUCCACCAAGGUUUUACAGCAACACAGUCCCUACUCCACCAGCAACACAGUCCCUACUCCACCCAUGCUCCACCAAGGUUUUACAGCAACACAGUCCCUACUCCACCAGCAACACAGUCCCUACUCCACCCAUGA
Messenger RNA from Oncorhynchus masou masou (cherry salmon), 1473 nucleotides. RefSeq lists its product as uncharacterized. The transcript has a single exon. The record is from RefSeq and is a predicted model, not a curated record. NCBI's taxonomy places the organism in Eukaryota, Metazoa, Chordata, Actinopteri, Salmoniformes, Salmonidae. The coding region runs from base 1 to 1473 and encodes 490 amino acids.